Trichoderma aggressivum f. europaeum is the source of this 1608-nucleotide messenger RNA. RefSeq lists its product as uncharacterized. Gene Ontology annotation, molecular function: iron ion binding; heme binding; monooxygenase activity. Lineage: Eukaryota; Fungi; Ascomycota; Sordariomycetes; Hypocreales; Hypocreaceae. The transcript is spliced from 6 exons. Bases 1 to 1608 code for a protein of 535 amino acids. The record is from RefSeq and is a predicted model, not a curated record.
AUGCUUUCCAAGGCGGAUGUGACUGAACAUCUGCUUUCACUUACGCUUAUUGAAGCAGUCUUGUAUGCCUUGGGUAUAUACUUGCUGGCUGUGGCUUUUCUUAUCUUUUACCGUCUCACAUUCCAUCCGUUGUCACGAUUCCCGGGACCCAAAUUGGCCGCAACAACAAAAUGGUAUGAGUUUUAUCAUGACAUCAUAAAAAGCCCUGGAGGUCAAUUUGCAAAGGAGAUCGAGCGCAUGCAUGAACAAUACGGUAACAUUGUUCGCAUCAACCCAGAUGAGAUCCAUAUUCGAGAUCCUUUGUGGUUUGAUUCACUGUACGCUCCAAAUCCAACGCAACGUGACAAGUAUCCACCGGCAGCGCGUAUGGUAGGCUUACCACUUGGAAGCCAUGGAACUGUUGAACAUGACGUCCACCGCAAGAGGAGGGCUGCCAAUGCACCUUUGUUCUCGAAACGAGCCAUCGCAUCAGACGGCCAGCUUCUGAUCCGGCAGCACGCCAAGGAGUUGGGAAAUAUUUUUGAGAAAUCAUUGGCAGACGGUCAGCCAAUCAAUCUAGACACUGUCCUGCUCGCUUUCACCACGGAUACCUUGUAUCAUUACGCCUUCGACAAAGAUGCUGGCUUUAUGCACGAUCCUGUUGCCGCCCAAAGCUGGAGGAAUGCUAUGAUAUCUGUAGCUACAGCAACGCCAUUUAUUAAACAGUUUCCUUGGAUCAUCAAGAUCAUAACAGCAAUACCACAUGUACUACUCGCUUACAUGUUGCCAGACUUGUCAAGACUCCUUGGCGUUCAUCGGACAAUGAAAGGUCUGGUUACUGAAUAUAUGACUACCCGAGAAGAUCGACCUCAGCUUGAAAGUCAGAAAACACAUGGCGGGUCUGCAAAGAUCAGUAUGCAACGACCUCCGACUCUCUUCCACGCAAUUGAAAGAAGUACACUACCACCACACGAAAAGAACGCAGCUCGCUUACAACAAGAGGGAGCAACUAUGUUAUUUGCAGGGAGCGAAACAACCGCUCGCCUCCUAGCUCAUACAAUGUUUCACAUUCUUGACAAUCCGGAUAUUCUGAGAAAACUCAAGGAGGAGAUUCUGGAAGCAGUAGACGACGACAAGAUACCAGAUUUGAAGAUCCUCGAAAAACUACCGUGGCUAACCGCUACUGUCCGUGAAUCCCUUCGACUCAGGGCUGCAACAACUUCCAGAUUGCCUCUCGUGUCUAAGACACAACUCGCCUACAAGGAUUGGGUUAUUCCCGCUGGGACACCAGUUAGCAUGAGUCACCCGGAUAUUCUACAUGACGCAACAAUAUAUCCCGAGCCGCUUAAGUUUGAUCCUGAGCGUUGGUUCGAUGCGACUGAGCGGGCGAAUCGUUCCUUUGUUGCAUUUGGAAAGGGAACUAGAAUGUGCCAGGGCAUGGAUUUUGCUUAUGCCGAGAUGUAUAUCACCCUGGCGUUGCUUUUCUCUCGUUUUGACCUCGAGCUUUUUGAAACAUAUAGACACCGUGAUAUUGACUACGUGAGAGACUGUUUCCUUGGCGAGCCUGACCGGGCAAGUCCGGGAAUUCGCGUCAAGAUUGUUGCUGAUAACGGUAAAUACACCGUUUAA